AAGAAUGGGUCAAUGAUGGUUCCAAACUUAUGUGGGAUCAACAUCAACAGCAGUGGACAUUCAUUUUGGUUUAUGAGAAGAGCAAAGUAACCUCCCAUGAGAACCAAGUGGGAGGUCUUCGUGUCUGUUCUCUAGAUCCAGGUGUCCGCACAUUUAUGACUUGGUAUUCAUCCAUGCAUGGCUCUGGCUGUAUUGGCAAUGGUGAUGCUCAAAGACUUGUACGUCUUUGUUUCAAUUUCGAUAAUCUCAUUUCCCGGAGAUCCAAGCUUCUCCUCAAAAAUGGAAUCCUAUGCACUGCGCAUUCGACAACAUAUUCACAAUCUUAUUGA
Molecule: messenger RNA, 329 nt
Organism: Ambispora gerdemannii
Lineage: Eukaryota; Fungi; Glomeromycota; Glomeromycetes; Archaeosporales; Ambisporaceae
Source: the annotation of a GenBank genome assembly